AUGGAUACAGACUAUCAUCUUUGUCUGAAACUUCUAAUAAUAGGCAAGCGAGAAGUCACUCUUGUCCGCGCUGAGGAGCCCUUUCCGACGCGCAGAGAACUCCAGGUUCAGCUUCACCGUCAAAUUUUCCUCAAGAAUCUUCACGGCUCCUCGAGUCCGCACUUACACGUUUCCCCCGCUUCCUACGCCUCUGGCUCUUCCCACGUCACCGCGGAUUCAAUCAAAUCCAUGGGACGAGGCCACCAGACGCAUCACUCUUCCUCUUCCACCUCCCAGGCUCACUCCUCCUCCUCUCCUACCACCGAAACCACCACUCAUCUCUCCCCGGCGGAGCAGGGAAAGCACCUUCCGCCUGCGGGGGAAACUCGCAACCAGUCGCACCAGCAAGCGUGCUCCGCGCAGCAGCCGUCGCAGCCGCAGGGGAUGGCGUUUACGGGCGGUAUUGGAAACGGAGUUGUUGCCGUCCCGCAAGGUUCUUCCACUCCCCAUCCGCUGCCUCUCUCCGCGCCCUUCCAUCCCACCACUGCUGCUGCUGCGGCUGCUGCAUCCGAGGCAGCGAGUGACGUCAGAGCCGCGGAGACCCCGCAUCACAACGGCGUGGCGGCGUGUGCGGCGGGCAAAGCGGUGACGGCGCAGCGAGCGCAGUCGAACAAACGAGCGGCCAUCGCGCUCGAGGGGGACGGGGGAGGUGGGGAGUUCCUGCAAGGAACGCCCGCGUCCGCGACUCAUGAGAUGGGUCUUUCCGCCGAUUGUGAUUCCGCCACCGGCGCCACUGCUCCCCCAGCAGCUGCUGUGGGCAGCGGAAUGGGAAGUGGGGGCGGCGGAGCAGGUGUUGGCGGAAGCGGAGGCAGUGCUGUGGGCAGUUCUGUGGGGAGUGCUGUGGGGAGUGCGUCAGGUAACCAGCUGGGGAGUGCUGUGGGGAGUGCUGUGGGGAGUGCGGCAGGCGCUGGUAACCAGCUGUCCCUCCCCUUUGCGCCUGUUCUCACAACGCCUGCUUCCGCUGCCGCUGCUGCCGCUGCUGCCGCUGCUGCUGCUGCUGCUGGUACUGGCUCCUCCGCUGCUGCUCCUUCUGCGCUUGCUGCAGCCCCGACAGCAGCAGCAGCAGCGGCGGCGGCGGCAGCAACAGCAGGCACAAGUGGUGCAGCGUCAGGCAACAUUAAGGGAGAGAGUGACAGGCGGGGCGACGUGGGCAGCGGUGCAGGUGGGGAGGACGAGCGGGCGGCGGCGCGGGUGGAGGAGGUGGAAGAGGUAUCAGAGGAAGAGGCGAACAGGGCGCUGAGCGAGGCGGUGAAGGUGGGGCAGUAUGGGCCGCUGUUUGCUGCGCUGCGGCGGUGUGGGGGCAGUGCGAGCAGUGCUGUGCUGGACAGGUCGUGUGCGUGGCUCAUGGGCAAGAAGAGAGCGCUCAAGGCCAUUACCACCUCUGAAGCCUCGGCUAUUUUCCAUGUGGUGGCGGCGCGCACAUCGCCCAUAAUGGAGGAUUUCAAGGACUGGCUCGCGUUCAAAGCAGAGCCAGCAGCCGUCGAGAAGCUCAUGCACUCACGGGCCUCACAGCGGGACACAUGUCAGCUCGCCUCCUCGUCAUCAUCGUCAUUAUCAUCCACGUCUCUGGCCCUUCAACCCGCGCCCUUCCCCUGCGCUACACCUACACGCCCUACCAAUUCCACCUCCACACUGCCCUCUAACACCGUGUCUGAAGCCAAGGCGGCAGCGACAGCAGCACUGCAAGCAGCAUUAGAGUCACGAGAUAUAGCCCGCAUGGUGGAGGCUCUGAGAUGCCACCGCAGCAAGGCUACUCCCAAGGCCGCUGGAGAAAGCAGAGGGCGGGGGAAAGGAGUUGUGGCUACGGGAGGGGAAGCAGCAGCGGGAGGAGGAGGAGACGCGGGAGGGACAGUGGCGGAACGAGGGGGGAAGAUGGAUGGCCCUUUUGCAGCUUCUGCUGGUGAGUGUGGUGGGCUUGGAUGCAUCGUCCAUCCCAACAACAGCCAUGCCAAUCCUUAA
Messenger RNA from Closterium sp. Yama58-4, 1998 nucleotides. Lineage: Eukaryota; Viridiplantae; Streptophyta; Zygnematophyceae; Desmidiales; Closteriaceae. The record is from the annotation of a GenBank genome assembly.